Desarmillaria tabescens is the source of this 1319-nucleotide messenger RNA. RefSeq names its product oxidoreductase. Bases 342 to 1169 code for a protein of 275 amino acids. Gene Ontology annotation, molecular function: oxidoreductase activity. Gene Ontology annotation, cellular component: endoplasmic reticulum. The record is from RefSeq and is a predicted model, not a curated record. NCBI's taxonomy places the organism in Eukaryota, Fungi, Basidiomycota, Agaricomycetes, Agaricales, Physalacriaceae. The transcript has 5 exons.
CUUGCCAAGCUCUGACGUACCUCUCAGGCUCAGGCGUCUUCAGUCAUCCAAUUCCCAUAUCCACUGAGGUCGUCUGUGCCAACAAUAAUAUCUUCCUGGCCCAGACUAGAAAGUGAAAUCGUAAUUCCAAAAUGCAUUUCUUUGCGGUAAAAACGCUAGUACUACCCCCGAGGUGCAUGUGAUGCUCGGUUCUGAGGCUCAGCUUGCAGUUCGAAGGACUUCGUCGCAAACGAACAAGCUCUUUACGUCAGGCGUCUUAUUUGUCGGAGGAUCUUGAAUGCUUGCGGUAUCAACGGACCCUUACCCUGCUCUGACGUUUUAGCGGUAGUCCCAACACACAAAUGCCCAGCAAUCGCGUAGUUAUCAUAACGGGGUGCUCUACUGGGGGAAUAGGCUUUGCAUUAUGUGAACAAUUUGCUCAGCAGGGAUGCAAGGUCUACGCUACGUCGCGAAAUGCGGAGACUGUGCAAGGCUUCAAGGAUCCCAGCAUCGAAGUCCUCGCCUUGGAUGUGACGAGUGAUGAUGACGUUCAGCGAGUUAUUCAGCACGUAGCUGGUGUGGAGGGUAGGAUUGACAUAGUGGUCAACAAUGCAGCAAUACCAGCUAUCGGUCCUUUGAUUGACCAGUCCAUGGACAUAAUCAAACGCACCUACGAUACCAACACAUUUUCGGUGAUACGCAUAUGCAAGACCGUCAUUCCCAUCAUGGCAAAACGACACAGCGGAGUUAUCGUAAAUAUAGGUUCCAUCGUUGGAGAGAUCCCGACACCCUGGCACGGAGCAUAUUCAUCUUCCAAAGCAGCAGUCCAGAACAUUAGCGAGGUGCUCUCAAUGGAGUGUCGUCCGCUUGGAAUCAAUGUUAUGCACGUGGCUCCCGGUUCUGUUACAUCCAACUUCUCCAGAAAUCAGGAGAAAUGGUUUAGCCUGCCAGAGAACAGUUUGUAUACCGCAUUCCUUCCCAACAUUAUGGAGAGAAUGCAUGCCAGCCAAACAAAAUCGUCCAUGUCUAACGAGGAAUUUUCCAAGCGUAUUGUGGACAAAGCAUUGGCAAAGCCUCCUCCUCCCUACAUCUCUGUUGGAGGAAAUGCUUUUCUCUUCUGGGUGUUCAAAUGGCUACCAAGGGCAUGGGUGCUUGAUCUAUUAUGGAAGUUGUAUUCAAAGAAGGCAUAGCUGCUAAUGAACUGUUGAUGAACUUGCUUCCAAUAGUUAUUUAUCUAUAUAGUAGGCAAUUCAUCGGGCCCAGGAACAUUGAACCAGACACCUUGGACCACACGAAAUAGCCUCUGAGUCAGAUCUUCGUCAAGCUGAGGGCUGAAACGC